UUUCUUCUUAAGCAGCAGACACACUUGACUCGCUUCAGAAGCGGACAGCAGCUCGACCCUCAACCAUGCGGACUCCGGGGAUCCUGAUAUUCGGCAUGGUCCUGGCCCCCUGCGGAUGGAUCCUGAACCUGACCAGCACAGUCGCGCCAAACUGGCGCACCAUCAACAACCUGGCAAACGAGCCUUUGGAUCUGGUGGUGGAACAGGGAAUCUGGGACAUCUGCAGAACCUCCACAACGUCUAGAUCCCAGCUGUGCAACCAGCAAGGCAACGACCAAAUUUAUUUUAACAGCCAGAUCAUUCCGAUCGCUAAAGGAAUGAUGGUCGCGUCGUUGAUUGUGACAUUGCUCGGCCUGGCGUUGGCAACACCUGGAGUCAGAUGCUGGAAGGACAGACCCAGAUGGGUACUGGCUUCUUUGGGUGGCCUCCUUAUCUUCUGCUCCGGAGCCCUGACCAUCAUUCCCAUUGCGUGGUACACUCAUAUCCUCACCAGCAUCAAUUCCACCUCCGUCAAAAGAGAUCCAAACAGAGCAGAUGACAUUCGUGUCGGCUACUGCAUCAUUUUGGGCUACAUCGGAGGCAUCAUGGAGGUCCUCGGGGGUUUUGUGAUGUUCCUCGGGAUUUUCUCCUGCUGCGGUGGACGCAUCCGCGGAGAAAAGUCUCGAACCUACACAACACAACGGCCAGCAACAGACAGACCGACGCCUCUGCCGAGGGUCAACGUACCGAGAAGCUUCAGCAGGAACACUGAAAGCAGCGUGCCGUACUCGCAGAAGUCACUAGACGAUGACCUGGACUUCCCAAGAGCCAAACCCCGAGACAGAGGAUCCGUCAACACAUCCUACACUGGAAGACCUUACGAUGCUGAUCUGUGAAAUGACUAACCUAGUCAGUACAUACUGUGAAUAUUUUGUGAGAUGUAACAACUGUUAAAGACCUGAGAGAUGUUAGAACAGCUGCACUAAAUUAAGGUUCUUUGUUGACACUGAUGUUUCAUUUAGAACCUUUAACAUCCUUUCGAUUGCACAAAAGUUCUUUAUAUUUAGAUUUUAGGGUACUUUAGAAGAAAUGUUUUAUUUUUACUGAAAGGCUGCCAAAAAGGUUCUUAUAUGGAACCACUGCACAAAAAAAAAGAAGAAAAAAAAGCUUUAUUUUUAAGAUGAUUAUACACUUUUUCUUUUACAAGUAUUUUACAUGUUUACACCAGUUACUGAUUGUGCUUGCCAGUUGCACUCUUAUGCUAAGCAACAUGAAGGUUGUAAAUAGACAAAAUGUAACUUCCUGCCGAAAGAUUGACUAAAAUCAACUCAUGCAUCUUAAUGGAAGAUAUAAGCUAAUGAUAUAUCACUAUACAUACUGUAAGAUUGUAUAAAAACAAGCUCAUUUGAAAAAUGAAUUGUGCAAUAUUUUCCUUUGCUGUGGAAAAACAGCCUGAAGUUAGUCAAAAGAGGUCUCUGAUGCAGUGUAACUAGUAAUACCGGUCGUGUCAGUUUUAUCUCCAUUGCAUGCUCUGCAGCAUGUGGGUCAUGUUUGAAUUGUCAGCUGAUCUGUGAGUCAUGUGAACAAUGAAGUGAUAGAUAUGAAGUAUAUUGCUCCACAACAUUAAGUUUGCUGUAUUAAAUACCUAGAUUUUGUGUUGUUAUUUUAUUUUUACAUUUAAACCUGUGGCUAUACAUUAAUAUCACAUAUAAAUACUUCCUGCCAUUGCAUAAUAAAUGAUCAGCUGCUUCUUGUAUGACAGUAUGCAGACAGCGUAUACCUUCAGUCUGGAAGUACAAAACAAACUUGCCUGUUACACAACAAAAUAAAAAAUGUAUUACAACAAUAAAUGAAUAAAGUUAAUCAUUAACUAUAAAACAGAUACAUAUAAGGGCAGCAGUGCAAAUGAGGUCAAAUGCUCUUACAGAUAAAAGAAGAAGAGGGUAAAUAAGAUUAUAAUGACUUUAUUUGACUGUAAUUUCCCAUUGGGGUCAAGGUUUGUGUAAUAAAGUACUAUUUAUUAAAAGCAAA
Messenger RNA from Cyprinus carpio (common carp), 2010 nucleotides. It is a transcript of the gene cldn23.1, whose product is annotated as claudin 23.1. Gene Ontology annotation, biological process: cell adhesion; bicellular tight junction assembly. Lineage: Eukaryota; Metazoa; Chordata; Actinopteri; Cypriniformes; Cyprinidae. Gene Ontology annotation, cellular component: bicellular tight junction; plasma membrane. Gene Ontology annotation, molecular function: structural molecule activity. The record is from RefSeq and is a predicted model, not a curated record.